AGUGAGUAACACAACAGACAGCAUGCCUCUUUCUUUUUAUUCGGUAUUUGUAUGGAUCUUUUUGGAAUAUUCGUGCUUAGCUUUACUUUUCCACUCUGGACUUUCUCUGUACUCUUUCUUGAGUAUAGUCUUCGGCACGGCCAAAGAUCGGCCUCAGGUGAUCGGGUCACUUCAUCCAAUCGUGGCCGUUCUGGGUGGUGAUGUCAUCCUGCCGUGUCACGUGGAGCCUCAGCUCGACGUGGAGGAGCUGACGGUGGAGUGGUGGAGGGCAGACGUCCCACCGGACCCUAGCGAUACACAGAGCGACUACCGGUAUGUCCACCGUUACCAUGACAAACACCACGAGGAGGACAUGAAGAAGCCGGCGUACGCUGGGAGGACGGAGCUGUUCACAGACGGCCUGAAACACGGAAACAUUUCUCUAAAGAUCAGCAACGUGAUGUGCUUUGACAAAGGAAGUUACAGAUGCCAAAUCCCACAGCUGGGGAGUUCUUCAAUCAUUGAAGUUACUGUUGCUCCGCCUAAGAGGAUCGGGUCACCUCCGCAGUGUUCUUGGCGCAAAGAUGUCAUCAAGGACGCUGUGAAAUAUAAGGAACGUUUCUUUUUUUAUCUUUUUAUUUUUUUUUAUUUUCUUAUUUUUAUUAGAUUUUUCGUUUUUAUUUGUUUCUGACAAAACAAUCACAAGCCACAUACAACACAGAACCACAAACUCAUCAGACAUUAC
Molecule: messenger RNA, 724 nt
Organism: Sander lucioperca (pikeperch)
Lineage: Eukaryota; Metazoa; Chordata; Actinopteri; Perciformes; Percidae
Product: butyrophilin-like protein 9
Exons: 3
Coding region: 23-670 (215 amino acids)
Source: RefSeq, a predicted model, not a curated record